This is a messenger RNA of Solanum dulcamara, 1128 nucleotides long. Its product is annotated as photosynthetic NDH subunit of lumenal location 1, chloroplastic. The record is from RefSeq and is a predicted model, not a curated record. Gene Ontology annotation, cellular component: photosystem II oxygen evolving complex; photosystem II; extrinsic component of membrane. Gene Ontology annotation, molecular function: calcium ion binding. Gene Ontology annotation, biological process: photosynthesis. The transcript is spliced from 6 exons. Lineage: Eukaryota; Viridiplantae; Streptophyta; Magnoliopsida; Solanales; Solanaceae. The coding region runs from base 145 to 909 and encodes 254 amino acids.
UUAUCCUGUUGAGGGGAAAGAAUCAAAGGUGCACAAGAUAAAAAAAGUUAUUGUAUUAGGAAAAAAAAUAAAGAAACAUGAUGCAAUAUAUCUUUAUCCAACAAUUCAUGAGAAACAAAGAUAUAGUGAUUUUUAUCCACAAAAAUGACAGCUUCUUCCCUCUCACUGAGUCUUGGACUUCCAUCAGCAGCCAAUAAUUUGAAUAGGCAUGCUUUACACAACAUUAUCACAUGUUCAGCAUCAGAAAACACAUCCCCUAAUCAACAGAGAUGUUUCAUGAGGAGGCCAUUUCUAUUGGGAGCAGGAGCUCUGUCUUUGAGUUUAUUACCCGCUACGCCCCUUCUAGCUAAAGGAAUACCAGAGAACUAUGAAAUCUUUGUUGAUAAACAAGAUGGCUAUUCAUAUUAUUAUCCAUCAGAUUGGAGGGAAUUUGAUUUCAGAGGUCAUGAUUCUGCAUUUAAGGAUAGAUAUCUACAACUGCAAAAUGUACGACUAAGUUUUAUACCAUCUGAUAAAUCAGAUAUCCAUGAUUUGGGGCCAAUAGAAGAGGUUGUGCCCGAUCUGGUAAAACACGUUUACUCUGCACCAAAUCAGGUGGCAAAUAUAAUGGAAAUGAAGGAGAGAAGUACAAACGGGAAAAACUAUUUCACCUUUGAAUAUGUAUUGACAUCUCCAAAUUUUUCUCGGGCAGCAUUUGCUACCAUAGCAAUUGGAAAUGGUAAGCGAUCUGGUCCGUCUCCUAUAGCUUUACAUCACAAUUUUACAGGUGCAAUUUUGUGCAUUCGCAUUAAGACAUUUUGUACAGGGAGACACUACACACUAAUCGUAGGAGCAAAUGAAAGGCGAUGGAGAAAAUUCCGUAACAAACUUAAAGUGGUGGCCGACUCAUUUCAGGUGCUGGAUAUUUAGAAUUGCUCUAAUGCUGGCAAUCAUAUAGUCUUAUUCCAUGAAACAGGAUUGUCUAUAUAUCCUAUUGCAAUUGUAUGUCGAACUACAUUACACAGAAUGUUUCCGGUAUCCCAUAAGUAAAUGAAAUCCUAAGUGUUUGCAACAAAGUUCAAAGUGAUGGAAAAUAAACUUCAAUCACAAAUAAAAUAUGAUGAAACAAAGAUUUUAUUGAUUGAUGAA